UGAGACUCUCUCAAAAUAAAAAAGGCUGGGGAUGUAGCUCAGUGGUAAAGCAUUCCUUCGUUCAACCCCCAGUACCCAAAAAAUAAAAAAUAAAAAUAAGUACUAGAUGGCUUGGGUUGCAAUACAGUGAUAAGGCACUUGUCCAGCAUGCGUAAGACCCUGGGUUUCGUCCUUGGAGCUGCAAAGAAAAAGGAAAAAAAAAAGCAACUAGAAAACACUAAGUUACACAUGUGUUUUAUUUUUCAUUGUUCUAGCAUGUUUGAGAUCCUGGGUUUAAUUCCCAGCAUGGGGUCGGGGGAUGAAUUGAAAUCAUUUUGUCAAAUUUCUAAGAAAAUAUUCCAUUGAGUCGCAUUACAUUUACAAAUUAAUUUUAGAUAAAGGUGUCUGCCUCUAUAGUAUUGAAUCUUCCUUCAGAAGCAUCUCUUCAUUUAUGCAUUUGUAUUUUGUCCUUGUAUUAAGGUAGUAUUGUAUUUUCUUUUUUUUGGCCCUACUGAAACCAGAAUUUUGAGUGAGACUAGAUUCCCUGUUUGGUCAAUUUCCUCUGGGUUUUUGUCCUACAAAUUUUGAAGAAGGGAAAAGCAAGCAGAGCAGGAUUUAUUUAAGGGAGAAGAGAUAGAACCCCUGCCAUGCGGGAGGGGGCCUCAUAGCAGGAAAAAAAAAUUGGUGUGCCAGCUUAGGAGUUUAUAUAUGGUUCUAGGAUGAGCAUGGAACAAAAUCUAUAUAAAACAGGCAUUGAAAAAGUAUCAAGGGGCUAGGACUGUAGCUUAGUGGCAGAACGCUUGCCUAGCGUGUGUGAGGCACUGAGUUCUAUCCUUAGCACCACAUAAAUAUAAACAAAAUAAAGGCCUGCUGUUCAUCUACAAAUACAAUAAAAUUUUUUUUAAAAAGUAUCAAGACUAUCAUUUGGACUAUCAUCACCCCCACCUACCUUUCUAUAACUUAAGUCUGAGUUUACCCCCAUUCUCCAUUUUCCACCUCAGGCCCAAAGGAAUUGGCUGGAGGUGUGCCCACAGGUUGGGUCUUUAACAUUUGAAAUAGGCCUUGGUGGUGCUCAUUAACAUGUCUAUUGGUUAGCCUAUGUGGUUGAAUGGGACCAAUUAUCCUGACUGCCUGGUCAUUUUACUAUUUUAUUUAUCCUCAUUCACUAUUUAUUUAUCCUCAUCCUCACCCAAGUAUUGUAUAGUUUCUGUUGCUAUGUUGCUGUCUGUAACUUGUUAUCUUACACUUUUUUUUUUAAUGUGCAGUUAUUUUUGAGACCCUCCACUUCUUAAAUCCUAACUCUAAUAUAUAUUGCAGAUGAUUUGUUUGUAUUUCCUAUGUAAAUAGUCAUAACUGUGUGUAACAGUAAUUUGUCUCUUUCUCUCUCUUUUUUUUUUAAUGGCUAUAUGCCUUAAUUUCCCCUUGUUGUGUUGCUUUGACUGGAAGUUCCAGAACAAUCUAAGAGUAGUGAUGGUAAAAAUGUUGUCUGUCUUCCAGUUCCUGAUGGGAAUGCCUUACUAAAGUGUUUACCAGAAUGUGCUCCAGGGAGCAUUAAUUCUUUGGAAUAUUAAUGUAUGUACCUUGAGAAAAGAAUUCCAAUUAAAUGAGUUUGCAAACUGCUGAGUUAAACAGAAUGCUCCUCUGCAGGACUUUUCAGAUGGGUUAUUAUGCUAAUGUGUUUUUGAUCCCUAGGAGAUAAGGAAGGAUCUGGGGCUGGCUAAUUCAUGGGCUUGUGUUCUACCAAGUAAGUUUUGGGACAUGCAGACAUAAUGUUUCCUUUUUAAGGAUGCUGCUGUCAUUGACAUGCAGUAGAUACUGUUUAUUAUAUCAAGAAAGUAUUGUUUGCUGACUAGCUUAUUGAAUAUUCCUUCCUUACUCUGAGGUGUUCAACUUCCUCAACUGCAUUUUUGGUAUAGUAUUGAUUUAGUCAUAUGUAUUUUUCCCCUUUGACCUUCUUAUUUUAUAGAUUAUAUUUGUAUAUUUCCUAAUAUGUGGCUACUCCUACUUUUGGGAAGCAGCUGUUCUUGGUUAUAAUAUAUUCUUUUAAUGCGUUGUAUUUCCUAGUAUUUCCAUUAGAACUUUAAAAUCUCUACUUAGACAAAGUAGACAGUGUUCUUUGUGCUAUUUGUCAUCUUCUGGUAUCAGAUUUGUGCCAGAUGAACUGAAAUGCUUUAAAUGUUUCUACAUGUGUCUGGAACAGUGAGAACGGCCUGAAGAUCAUUUGUGCCUUGGCACUUCUGUUUCUUUUUUAUUUAGUUCUGCCAAUUUAUGUUAUCCUAAAAAUAUGUCCAUUCCAUACAGAUUUCAAAUUGAUUUCAGUCGUAAGUCUAGGAUAAAUAAAGGCACAGUAUUCCUGUUUGACUAAAAUGUUUUAACUCAGAUUUUGACAUGAUUUUUAAAAAAAAUUCUAAAGUGAUACAGUUCCACUAACUGAUCCUUUCCUGCAAGUCUUGUAUUUGGUUGCACAUUGUCUUGUAUUGAAAUUGUUAAUUUUUUUUUUCUGUGAUUAUGUUGUUAGGCUGUAUUUUCUUGCUUUCUUUGAGCUUAAUUUGUUAUUUAUUUACUAACCUCCUGAGUUGAGUAGUUUCACUUAUUUUUAAUACUCAUUCUUUAAUGGUAAAAAGUUUGAAGGCUUUGACUUCUCUUAUUGCCUUUCUUGUUGUUGGUGAUAUUUUCUAAGCCUCCAGCAUUUCAUUAUGAAAAAUUUCAAAUAUUUAUAAAAGUUGAGAGAAUUCUAUAGCAAACACCUGGAUACCUGCCAUCCGGACCCUGCCAUUGUUAGCAUUUUAUCAUCUUUGCUUUAUUACAUACCUGUCCAUCUAAUUUUUUGGAGAAACAUUCCCAAGUAAGUUGAAGACCUAUGUAAAUGUCACCCAGACCCUUCUUUACUGCUGAUUUUGUUUGUUUCCUCAUUUUAUAAAUACUUGUAUUCCAUUCUGAUUUUCACUGGUUCAAUACCUAUUAAGGAGGGCUUUAAAUUUUUAUUGGUUGGAUCUUAAAAACUAAAAUAUAAUUGUUAGAUCUCAUCUUGUAUUUUAGUCAGAAAAUGUAGCCUGGCCUCUCUGUACUUCAUCAGUUUUGAGCAAGCUGGUGCUGCAGAUUCCAGACAAGAGGGAAGCAGAACUGUCCCAGGUGCGCCAGCACUGUGAGCUCUAGUGGAGGUAAAUUAACUGAAACCUGAAAGACUAAAAAAAAAGCAAGAGGAAGAAUGUUGAGGCAGACCUUAGGAGAUUGCGCUUCAUGUCGGUAGAAAUGGACAGCAGCAGUUUUAUUCAGUUUGAUGUGCCCGAGUACAGCAGCACCGUUCUGAGCCAGCUAAAUGAACUCCGCCUGCAAGGGAAACUAUGUGACAUCAUUGUCCAUAUUCAGGGUCAGCCAUUCCGAGCCCAUAAAGCAGUUCUUGCUGCCAGUUCUCCAUAUUUCCGGGACCAUUCAGCAUUAAGUACCAUGAGUGGCUUGUCAAUAUCGGUGAUUAAAAACCCCAACGUGUUUGAACAGUUGCUUUCCUUUUGUUACACUGGAAGAAUGUCCUUGCAGCUGAAGGAUGUUGUCAGUUUUCUGACAGCAGCUAGCUUUCUUCAGAUGCAGUGUGUCAUUGACAAGUGCACACAGAUCCUAGAGAGCAUCCAUUCAAAAAUAAGUGUUGGAGAUGUCGACUCUGUCACUGUUGGUGCUGAGGAAAAUCCCGAGAGCCGUAAUGGAGUGAAAGACGGCAGCUUCUUCACCAACCCUGUUGAGAUCUCCCCUCCAUACUGCCCUCAGGUACGGCAGCCCGCUGUGAGCAGUGAUCUCCGGAUGGAGACGACUCCCAGCAAAGCUUUGCGCAGCCGCUUACAGGAGGAGGGGCAUUCAGACAGGGGGAGCAGUGGGAGUGUGUCUGAGUAUGAGAUUCAGAUCGAGGGGGACCAUGAGCAAGGGGACCUCUUGGUGAGGGAAAGCCAGAUCACUGAGGUUAAAGUGAAGAUGGAAAAGUCCGACCGACCCAGCUGUUCUGACAGCUCCUCCCUAGGUGAUGACGGGUACCACACUGAAAUGGUUGAUGGGGAACAAGUUGUGGCAGUGAAUGUGGGCUCCUAUGGCUCUGUGCUCCAGCAUGCGUAUUCCUAUUCCCAAGCAGCCUCACAGCCAACCAGUGUUUCAGAAGCUUUUGGAAGUUUGAGUAAUUCUAGCCCAUCCAGGUCCAUGCUGAGCUGUUUCCGAGGAGGGCGUGCCCGCCAGAAGCGGGCUCUGUCCGUCCACCUGCACAGUGACCUGCAGGGCAUGGUACAGGGAUCUGACAGUGAAGCUGUGAUGAGCAACCCUGGGUAUGAGAGCAGUCCCCGGGAGAGGAGUGCAAGAGGUCACUGGUACCCAUACAAUGAGAGGUUGAUCUGUAUUUACUGUGGGAAGUCCUUCAACCAGAAAGGAAGCCUUGACAGGCACAUGCGCCUCCAUAUGGGAAUCACCCCCUUUGUGUGCAAGUUCUGUGGGAAGAAGUACACACGGAAGGACCAACUGGAGUACCACAUCCGGGGCCACACUGAUGAUAAACCAUUCCGCUGUGAGAUCUGUGGGAAGUGCUUUCCAUUCCAAGGUACCCUCAACCAGCACCUGAGGAAAAACCACCCAGGCGUUGCUGAAGUCAGGAGUCGUCUAGAGUCCCCUGAGAGAACAGAUGUGUAUGUGGAACAGAAACUAGAAAAUGAUGCAUCAGCCUCAGAGAUGGCCCUAGAUUCCCGGAUGGAAAUUCAUACAGUGUCAGAUGCUCCUGAUUAAGAUGGUAAAGAAGUGCACCCAAACAAAGCACAUUAAUCAAUGCAUAUUUGUGAUUUGCUUUGUUGUAAUCUUUGGUUUUCCCAACCAUCUGGAAAUCUCUUGGUCUCUUGGCAGUUUUUCUAAAGUUUCUGGAUGGAACACUUCAUUGUGUUUAUCCUUUCCCCGCUCUCUCUCCCCCAAGGAGCUCAAAGCAUGAAGGGCAACAUAUCCAGGGAAAACAUGGGCUGACAGUAUUCCUCUUUGGCUGAACUCUUAAUCCAAAAUCCUCCAGUGAGUUAGCUAUGCCAACUAGUUGACCUGCCAUUCUCUGCCAAGAGGCAUACUCUCUCUCAUUGUGGGCACUGGCACCAGUGCAUUUCCACGGAGGGACUAGGAUGCCGUCAGCUGAUACAAAUGGGUAACCUUUUCUAAUUUAAACUUACUUUAGGGGGUAGUUAGACAAUUUAUAUAUAUAUAUAAUAAAACGAUUAUUAUAUAUAUAGUAUAUAUACAUUCUCAAAUUUGAGUUUAUUCUGGUUGAGGUGAAUGUAAGAGGAAUAUAUAAUUUAAUACAAUGUGAACAGAGCUUUUGACUCUGUCUCAUCCCUACCUAAUAUGUUACUUUUGCCCCUUUGUUUUCCUUACAGAAGAAUGUUAAUAGGUUUUCAUAUAUAUUAAUCAUUGUGUCCAAAAGCAAGCAAAGCAAAUCACAGUGUUCACAGCUCUGCUUCAUAACAAGUACAUAAACCAAAUGCCAUAAAAUUUCUUCAACUCUAGUUGGGAACCCUUUGGAAUUUUUGUUCGUUGUCUGGCAGGAAAGCUGGACGACCUGUGGUGCUGACCUUUUUACAUAGUAUAGUGUUAUAUUAGCCAACCCCAAAGGAGAAGUGGUUUUCAAGGUUUUUACCGGCCUACAAAUCUACCUUCAUUCCGUACUGUAGAAACAUACAUACCAGGUAACUAAAUCGAAUCACUCUCUACCAUGAGUUAGUCCUCGCACUAAAGGAAAGGGAUUUAUAGUUUUGUCUACAAAAUUCUCCAAGCAGUGUUGUGGUGUUUUUGUUUUCUUCUUCCUUUUUCUUUCCCUUUUCAAACAGCCAGUUCAGGUGCACAGCAACUUUUUCUACGUGCAGUUCCCUGGGAAACUGCAGAACUUGGAAUUUGUACUUUUUGUAAAGCUAUACUCUAUGGGAAUUGCAAGCAAUAUAUCUAUCUUAGUAUUGUGUGUGCUAACGAGAGCCUCGGUGGCUCCCCCACUCUCUCAGUGUUUCCUGCUUAAAGAAACCAACAGUUAAAAGCCCUCUGAGAUACUCAGUGUGUCACCAAAUUUGUGUGUGUAUCACCAUAUUUUUGGUCACGUGGUGCUAUUUUUGUUAAGUAUCUUUUAGGUCAGUAUAGUUGUAGAAAAUGUGAAAUUUAAUGGUAGUUGUGAAUUACAGUUAUUUUCCUCUCUUUGGUUCAUAGCUUGAAGAGAGACCUCAAAAGCAUGUACGUGCUGGCAAACACAUUACUGUAUACCUGAUCCUGUUUGAAUAAUGUUCUAUUGGUAGGAAAAGUCUUCACUAUUGUGUUCACAUAUACAAACAGGCUUUACAAGAUGACUGGUGCUGUAGACUCCAGCAGCGGGCAAUCCUGGAAGCAGCUUGGUGGUGAGUCUUGCUGCAGGCUGCCCUUGGGAUGUCAGCACUGCAGCCUCUGUCUGUGGCCCUGGACUCUUGAGUCCACACUCAGCGCAUCUCCACAGAGGAACAGUGCUGCCAUCUAAGAGAGGAAUAGAAACAAAAGACAACCUCUGAGGCUGUGCAUUAAGGAAUGCAGAAAUGGACGUUUGCUGGUGUUCCAUGCUUUUUUGGCUCUUAAAAUACCAACGUAGAUUUGGGGAAUUAUUUUGGUUUGGGUUUUUUGUUUUGUUUUUAAGGAAAAAAAAAGUCAUUCAAACCCUUUGUGUGUAAUAGCCCGUGGGUGGUGACUGUGCAGUAGCACCUCUUUAGCACACAGGACCUGUUCACGUGUGAACUGCUACGCUACACAUCAGUGUUAACUCCGAGUAGAUUACACUCUAAUCCUGCUGCUCCUGAGGAGCAGCUCUUGCUAAAUCGGGUAUAUAGUAUGCCUUUUUCCUCGUCAAACUGCCUAAGUGGGGGUUUGUUCUCUCCUUGAAGCACUUGUACAACUCCUGAUAAAGCCGCGUGCCUCACGGGGAGGCUGGACCCCAAGUGUUUACCCACUUAAAUGUGUUCUGGGGUUUCAGGUAAAUGUUUGUUGAUUUUUUCUUUUUCUUUAACAUGAAUAAGUUUGAUUUUGAUUUUUUUUUUUUUAAAGAAUUGAAUGCAAAAAAUUUGUGUUGUAUUACAAAUUAAGUUUGUGACAAGAAAGACCCAAAUCCAAGGACAUGAGAGGUCAAGCUCAGGGAAGGAACCUCCUUUUCACUCAGGCUUGGGGCCUUCUGCAAGGCCUCUAGAGCUUUCUGCAGCAUAUGAGACAAGUUGGGAGGGAGAACACUUGGGGCAACACCUGUAGUGUCCUGGUUCUUGUCAUCAUGUCCGUCUUAACUUUAUUUACAUGAAGUUCUUGUAAUUGUAAAUUUGUUUAACUGGUUUGAGUUUACCAAAGAGUGACUUAUCCAAAAUUGUCUUUGACAAAAAUAUACAUUGCUUUGAUUGUACAGUUCAGGUUCAAACAUUGUCAUGGGACUGUUAAGGGGCAGAAAAUUGAUUGAGUUUCUCUCUAAUAAUCAUGAUUCCAUAUUUUGCAAGUUCCACUUGCUCUCAUUCCUAUUGCUAACACUUUACCCUUUCCACUGCUAGCAGUGUUAAGAAUGAAUUCUCAAGCCAUAACACAGUACUGUAAAGUUCCGCAGGGCUUCGAGGGAGGCAGCACAUAGGCCAGCACACAGCUGAGUAGCCUUUCUGAGCAUUCGCACUGUCAUGCCUUCCAGUGUGCAUGACUGGUGAGAGGGUCACUCCACUCAGAUGGGGCAGCAGCAGUUAAUUGUGCCUUGCCACAUGAAGAUGUGCCAGGAGGAUUAACAUGACCCCAGAACAGAAACAUUCCCUCCCUGAAGUUCACAUCUCCACAGACGAAGUACGCUGUGUAACUCCUUAGAGCAACUCUUUUUGGAAAGCAAAGUCCCUAUUUCUGUACAGUUUUAGGUUAGGUGUUUUCAUUUAUAUCAAAUGCAGAAAUCAAUUAAGAUAAAGUGAUAUGUGAAAAAAAUCUUUUGCAGUAAAGUAUAUCCUGAAUCCAUAAGACUUGUUCAUAAUUGAGUCUCUUCCUGAGCUACCUUCUCAGCAUUAGACAAUGUGAAGACAGUGACAGCGUCCUUUCUAUCAAUGUUUAACCUGUUACUACAAACUGUGAAGACAAAGAAUUUUAUACUUGUACUAAUGUUUGUGGUUUUAAACAGUUUUUUCAUUCUAAUCAGUUCUCUACCCUCUAAUUUCUACUAAAGCUGUAAAUACAUUUAGAAAUUAUAUUUGUAAAUACAGUAUAUGAAGACAAGUUAACUUUUUGGUUAGUGGAAAGCCUCCCACCCAGUUGGCACUGCCUUAGCAGUUGUCCGAUUUUUUUUUUUGUGUUGUUUUUAGGUUUGUUCCCCCCCCCCCUUUUUUCUUUUUUUAAACAGCAGAAAGGAUACUGUCAGUUCACUGUUAAGCAGAAUAUACUGUAGAACUAAAUUGAUAAUUUUUAAAUCUUUCAGAGCAUAUAUCUCUUCUGAUGAAAGCAGUUAUAACCAACUCUGUUUUUCCCUUAGCCCAGACCAUAGCCUGCAUGUUUUUAUGUGUGGUUUUGUUUUAUUUUUUUGUUUUUACAGCCUAGACUCUAGGAAGAAUUUGCAGGAACACAAAACAAGGGCUGGGGAGAAUCAUCUAUGUGAAUGAGCUUUACUUUAAAGAGAUUGAUGUGUUUUAUUUUAACAACUUUUCUGUUUGUUACUGUGAUUUUUUUGUUGUCGUCGUCAUCGUCGUUAUUGUUAAAUUCUAUAAAUGGUUUCCUGUGAAGCCUCCACUGAAAGGGACUCAAAUAUGCAACACCUAAACUAUUUUCCAAGGGCACAUGCCCCUUGAAUGGUGCUUCUAGACUGGUCAGGGUUAUUUAUUAAAUUUUAUAUAUGAAAGUAUUGGGGAAUUAUGUAAAUUCUUUAUAUGAAACUAUCUAGUUCAUAAAUCAUAGAUUUCAUAUUACUCAGUGCAACUGAACUGAACGUUCAGAAGAGUCAUUCACAUUGUUCCAAAUUUGUAACGGUUAUCAUGUCACAUGCAUCUUUUUCAGUAAGUGCCAGAGAGUGUCCGCUGUUUCUGCCUUGACUUCUCAGCCCAGAAGAGAACCUGUUUUCUCUGGUUCCCUCUCUGGGUCUGGCACAGACAGGGCUAUUGUAAAUCUUGAUCAAGUCCCGGAGUCAGCCUUGCUUGGCACUCCGAGUAGCCGAUUCAGUAAACAGACCUCUUGCUGCCCCUCAGUGACAAGUAUGCUGUGAAUUCAACCUUUGGACUUGUGGCCUAAGCCUCUGGUUGCUGCCCUGACUAGAGUAAGAGGUAAACUUACCUGGUUUGUUUGAGAAUGACCAUUUUCCUAAUGUGAAAACCAUCUCUCUCACCACUUUUAUUAGUAGGGCUAACAUUGUUUUCCGUUAUAAAUGGUUGAGCAAUUUGAAUGACUUAACACAGUGUCAUUAUCUUGCAAUAUAAACUGGUAACCUCACAACUCCACACUUCAUCACCAUAUGAAGUAAAUGAAGCUAGCUAAGCGGAUGCUGUAUCAACUAGUAACUUGCCAUUAAGGAUUAUUUUAUAGCAUGGAUUUAAGACUAUUUAUUCAAAUGAUAUUUUACUCUGUAUUCAUUUUGUUUUAGAUUUGUGACAUGAAUAUUUCAGUGCUGCUUAAUUUUGUUCUGAAUUCUCGUUUCUUGCUUGUAAAUGGCUUUUUUAUGGUAUAAAGUCAAUGGAAAUUGCUGUUUGUAAAUAAAAAUGCUGCUAGAGCAAC
This is a messenger RNA of Ictidomys tridecemlineatus (thirteen-lined ground squirrel), 9696 nucleotides long. NCBI's taxonomy places the organism in Eukaryota, Metazoa, Chordata, Mammalia, Rodentia, Sciuridae. The record is from RefSeq and is a predicted model, not a curated record.